ACCAUCGGAGAAGGCGAAGCUUCCAUUCUCCAUAUUCGUCUGCGUUUUUUUUCUCCCUCCUCCUCCUCCUCCCCGACAUGUGGGCCCCCACGGCCUCGCCGGCGGCUGCGGCGGGGAGGGCGGCGAUCCCGUCGCUCCGGCGGUGGCCGGCGGCGGCCGCGGGGGUGCGGAUCGUCGUCGCGGUGGCUCCUGUCAAGGCGAGGGCGCCGCGGCGGCUGCGGCUCUGCCUCGCGGUGCCGCCGCCCGCGUCCGAGAUGGCCGCGGCGGCGGCGGCGGCGGAGGAGGAGGAGGAGGAGGAGGAGGAGGAGGAGGGGUGGAGCAAGGCGGUGGAGCUGGACGCGGCGGCGAGGCGGGAGAUGGCGAUCCGGAGGCUGCAGGAGGAGGCGGGGACGGGGAGCAGCAGGAGGGAGUUCGCCGUGUUCGAGACGGCCAGGGGGGACGCUCUCUUCACGCAGUCGUGGACCCCGGUCGCCGCCGCCGAUCGCGUCAAGGGCAUCGUUGUUCUGUUACAUGGACUAAAUGAGCAUAGUGGGAGGUACAACCAUUUUGCAAAGCUGUUAAAUGAUCAUGGGCUUAAAGUUUAUGCAAUGGACUGGAUUGGACAUGGUGGAAGUGAUGGGGUGCAUGGCUAUGUUUCAUCGCUUGAUCAUGCUGUUGGUGACCUGAAAGAAUUUCUAGAGGAUGUUGUACUGGAGGAAAACUAUGGUUUGCCAUGUUUCUUAUUUGGCCACUCCACAGGUGGAGCUAUUGUUUUGAAGGCAGUCCUGGAUCCUUGUGUUGAAGUUCAUGUUGAAGGUGUGAUCUUGACAUCUCCGGCUAUUCAUGUUCAACCAUCUCAUCCAAUUAUCAAAGUUGUUGCACCUAUCUUCUCUGUGUUAGCUCCAAAAUACCGAGUUGCUGCUUUGCACAGGAGAGGACCUCCUGUUUCCCGUGAUCCUGAGGCUUUGAAGAUCAAGUAUGCAGAUCCACUUGUGUAUACUGGACCCAUUAGAGUUAGAACUGGCAAUGAAAUUCUUCGGAUAUCAUCAUAUUUGCAAAGAAACUUAAGCAGAGUAACUGUCCCUUUUUUAGUUCUGCAUGGCACAGCUGACACAAUAACUGACCCCGGAGCAUCUCAACGACUGUACCAAUCAUCAGCAUCAGCACAUAAAUCUAUAAAACUGUAUGAUGGAUAUUUACAUGAUCUUCUCUUUGAACCUGAAAGGGAUGAUAUAGCAAAUGACAUCAUCAAUUGGUUAAGCUCAAGACUUGAUGUUCUCCAGAGAUGGUGAAGUGAAUCAGCUAUAUGGUGCUCCCACUUAUGUCAGAUAUUGGAACAUGGUAUAGAAGAGAAAGGCUAAUUGUAAAACAUUUUGUUUUAGAUUGCUGCCUUUGCCUUUGUGUAGAUGGUUUUUGUUUAGUUAUUUCAAUCAUGGUGGGAAAUUAACCCACCUGAGAUGUAAGUAGUGCAAGAUUAGAGUCAUGUUGAAAAUCAUGUACUUCAUUAUGGUAUUAGUAAAUACUAAUUCUAAAAGAAAAACAUGAGUUCACCAUUGAUUUUGGAUA
Molecule: messenger RNA, 1545 nt
Organism: Oryza sativa Japonica Group (Japanese rice)
Lineage: Eukaryota; Viridiplantae; Streptophyta; Magnoliopsida; Poales; Poaceae
Cellular component (GO): membrane
Molecular function (GO): lipase activity
Source: RefSeq, a predicted model, not a curated record